Molecule: messenger RNA, 1881 nt
Organism: Physcomitrium patens
Lineage: Eukaryota; Viridiplantae; Streptophyta; Bryopsida; Funariales; Funariaceae
Product: glycosyltransferase BC10
Cellular component (GO): membrane
Molecular function (GO): glycosyltransferase activity
Source: RefSeq, a predicted model, not a curated record
CAUUGAAAAUGGCUGUUCUUGAAGAGAACCAUGGCCGAGUGUAAGGGUUUCUGCCUUUUGGUAUUUCUCUGCGUGGGUCGUUGCUUCGAACAGACAAACGCCAGGCUGCGAAGCACUCUCCUCCUUCGACAUUCUAAUUUUGCCAGGUGACGAAACUGCGGCAGCGGAGCCAUUGUAGGCGAUUUUAGUUAGUAAGCAAGAUCCGCUACCUGUUUGCAACAUAGGUGUGUCAAUUAGAAGCUCAUGGUGGGAUCGGUAGCGUGUCUGAGUUCGGCAACUGGGCCAGUGCUCCGGUUCCAGAGGUUGUGGAGCGGCAGCCAUGACCACCAUAGCUGGUUCAAAUUUGAGACCGUGAUAGUGAACAAGAGGCUCGCAGAAGCGGGGCGAUGACGCACAUUCCGCAAUCGCAGCCAUGAAGAUUAGAUCACACGGGUCGCCGCUGACGCGUGCGCAGCCCGGCCGUUACAAUUGGAUGCUCACGCCAGUAGUCGUUACAUUACUCGUUCUCGCAGUUCUCUACAAGUUACACUCUCUAGUAUCUGAAUUGGAGCCUCCGACCUCCAUUCCCCUCCUCACUCCUACAACUAGCAAGCAACCCAAGGAGCCUCCUUCCAAAAUUGCAUUUCUGUUUCUUGUGCGCCACCAGCUGCCUCUGGACUUCGUGUGGGAGCAUUUCUUCCAGGGAGCAGGGAAAGAUAAGUACACAGUCUACAUACACGCAAGACCUGGAUUUAUGUACACGAAAAACAACACCAAGUGCUCGGCCUUCAUCAACAGGCAGCUAAAAAAACCUGUUCUGGUAGAGUGGGGAGAGGCCAGCAUGUUACAAGCGGAGCGUCUGCUCCUACAGGAGGCUCUCCGAGACCCUCUCAACCAGCGCUUCAUUCUGCUAUCUGACAGCUGUAUUCCAUUGUACAAUUUCCGCUACAUCUAUGACUAUGUCAUGUUCUGCCAGAAGAGCUUUGUUGACAGCUUUAAGGACGCUCACGACGUGCGAUACAAUCACAAGAUGGCACCAGCUAUUUGGAAGGAGAAGUGGCGCAAGGGCUCGCAGUGGUUUGUCUUGAUUCGCAAGCAUGCAGUUGCAGUUGUCAAAGACUCCACCGUGUUUCCGGUGUUUCAACGUUACUGCAAGAGAAUAGCAUUGCCUGAGUUUGCUGCAUCUGCAAAUAACAAUUGGAACAGCAACUGCAUCCCUGAUGAGCACUACCUACAAACGCUCUUAGCUAUGAGGAAUUUGGAGAAAGAAAUUGAGCCGCGAGGUGUGACGUACAGUCAAUGGAAAAGUGCUCAUCAACACACCAUGGAUAGACGAGGUUGGCAUCCCAUCACAUUCGACGCCGCAAAAACUACUCUAGAGGCCAUUAAAGGCAUCCAGGGCAUUAAUGAGAUACACUUCGUGGCAGCUUCACGGCGCGAACGUUGUGGCAUUGAUGGCAAAGCGCUUCCGUGCUACUUGUUUGCUAGGAAAUUCACUCGAGGUGCUGGCGCUCGCCUCCUUGAGCAAGCACCUGAAUAUGAGAAACGAGUUUUGCCCUACUGAUUAUCACCCUGUUUACACAGUUCAAGACAACUUCACAUGUCAGUAAAAUAAGGAGGUUUGCAGGGGGCGAGCUGCAUGACCAUGCACCCGAAUUCCCAAUUCUAAAAUUGUUGUGCUAAAUAAGAAUCUCUGAGAAUUCAUGUCAAACGCUUCCAUGUCCCGCUGAAGUGAGAUGGUCACCUUUUCUGAAUGCAACGUGACCCAAGUGUCACCCACUAGGCAAAUUGUCUUGUACGCUCUUGAUCCACAAUGUGCAUGAUGUGAAUAGUGUGUUGUAACCGUUCCUUCAAGAAUAAAGACGCCGGGUAGAAAGAACGUGAGUUCUCUACCUUCUCCUU